This is a messenger RNA of Podarcis lilfordi (Lilford's wall lizard), 6855 nucleotides long. The record is from the annotation of a GenBank genome assembly. NCBI's taxonomy places the organism in Eukaryota, Metazoa, Chordata, Lepidosauria, Squamata, Lacertidae.
AUGGGGCUCUCGCGGAAGAAGCCUGGCGGCGGGGUCCUCCUGCUUCUGUGGGGUGAGUGAGGGGCGGAGGCGGGAGCGGGGCCCCGGGGCCCUUCCCUUCCCUAGCGCUGUCCUGGAUCUCGGGCUUGGCUCUGGUCCUGUGGCCGACCCGACCGAGAACAGCCGCCCGGGCCUGGUGCCAAACAGCGAGAAGCGCAGCCAGGUCUCCUCCGGAGCAAGUCGACUCGGGGUCCAGCUGGCUGCCUGCCUGUCGGCGGUACGGGGUCAAGAGAGAUGUUGGGGUGCGGCGAGGGCUCCCUUCGUGGAUUCCAGCCGGGAGCGAAUCGGGGCCAGAAGCCUGGUGCCCCUUUGCCUGCUGUCCGGGGAAGAGGUGCACGGCCAGCCCGGCUAAGGGAAUUUUCUACCCGGAGACGCGACUCCGCCAAGUGGCGGAGCGAGGCGACGGGGCUCGGCCCUCCCGGCUCCUGUAGGGAUGGUGGACCACGAGACUGAGCUACCUUGCGGGGUUGUUGUCAAGAGAGCAGCUGGCCCAGGCCCUCGAAGUGCGCUGAACAGGGGGGAAAGCCAAACAAAUGCCCAGAAGUCCUUGUCGUAGGCUGAAAGAAUCACUGAUGGGUUGUAUUGAGUGCUUUUCUUACUCCGAGUAGACCCAUUGAAAUGAGUGACCCAUUGAAUAAAAUUAGAUCUGCAGCAUUGGAUGCGGGUGGCGCUGUGGGUUAAACCACAGAGCCUAGGGCUUGCCGAUCAGAAGGUCGGCGGUUCGAAUCCCCGCGACGGGGUGAGCUCCCGUUGCUCUGUCCCUGCUAAAGUGAAAGUAGAUAAAUAGGUACCGCUCCGGUGGGAAGGUAAACGGCGCUUCCGUGCGCUGCUCUGGUUCGCCAGAAGCAGCUUAGUCAUGCUGGCCAGUAAAGCGAGAUGAGCGCCGCAACCCCGGAGUCGGUCACAACUGGACCUAAUGGUCAGGGGUCCCUUUACCUUUAUUGGAUACAGUGAAAAAUAAAAAUCUGUCCCAACAAGAAAGAAAAUGGGAAUUUCCCUCUGAGGUGGAGUCUAUAAAGCACUGAGACUGGCACUUCUAAUGGAACCCACACCAAUCCUCCCCCACCCCAGACUAAAUGUUUAGGUCCCUGUCUCUGGGGCUGGUGUUAGACAUUGUGCUGCCAUAGGCAAAGGAUAACCUUCACUUCCAGGGCACAGCAGCCUAUAUUGGGGGGGGGGGAGACCAUGGGGGGCACAGCACCAUCCAUCCAAGACAUUGCUACUGCUCCCCCUUGUCAUCCGCUCAAGGCAGUUUCUUCCUUUUGUCUAAUGAUGGGGCCCCUUCUCGCCACCUGCUGGUAGUUGCUAUGUCUGGAGGCUGCAGAGCACCAGAAGGUGCUGUUUUUGGGAGUCCUUUGUGGCUGGUUCUGUUGAGUUCCUGAUCUCUGCCUGGCCAAGGGAAAAAACAGUGGGCGGUUCCUUUGCUGAGCUAAGCACUUCCUGCAAAGUGGGUCUGGCAGAAGAGGGAGCAGCAGGAACUCUUCCUGUCAACACCUCUGCGCUCCUGCUCAGGUGACUAACCCAUCUCUUGGGGUUAUAUUUUGCAGCAGCCCUUGCCAGAGUCCACUCCCUGGAGAUCCAGGCUGACUCAGACGUCCAGGCCUUUGUGGGUGAGGCCGUGAUCUUGAAGUGCUGGUUCAAGUCUUCCUUCCCAGUCACAGAGAAGCUCACCAUCGAUUGGACAUACCGACCUCUUGCAGGGGGCAGUUUGGAGCCGGUGAGUGGUGCUUUCACUGUCUGCCCGCUGGCUCUUGGCAGAGUGGCACAUGUGCCUGCCACGUCUGCUGUGGUGGGUGCCACUGGUGCACAAGGUGUAUAUGGUGGCAGGUGCACAGCAGAGUCUUUAUCCUGCUGCUCUGGGGGUGCCAAUUGAAUGGCUUUCAGUAUCCCUGAGAUCAUCAUCCUUCCUGCAGAAGCAUGAGCCUACCUUGCUGGAAUGUUGCUGUGCAUCUCUGCAGUGAGAUUGGCUCAUGAAAGGCCUUGAGCCAUUGGCUCUUGGCUGUCAUGGGACGUGAUGCUCACCAUCUCUAUAUUUUUUUAAAAAAUAAUAAUUUUUAUUUGAUUUUACAAGUGUAAAAUUAUAACAAUACAAAAUACAUAUCCAUAUUUAGAGACUUCUCCAAAUCGCUGGACUUCCCACCUUCCCCUUCAUGGGUCCAAUUGUCAACCUUUUCGACUGCAUGUUGUUCCAUAAUUGAGGGAACCAGGCAGUUACAGGGAACCAGCCAGAGGGCCUUCUCGGUAGUGGCACCCGCCCUGUGGAACGCCCUCCCACCAGAUGUCAAAGAGAAGAACUACCAGACUUUUAGAAGACAUCUGAAGGCAGCCCUCUUUAGGGAAGCUUUUAAUGUUUAGCAGACCACUGUAUUUUAAGAUUUUGUUGGAAGCCGCCCAGAGUGGCUGGGGAAGCCCAGCCAGAUGGACGGGGUAUAAAUAAUAAAUUAUUAUUAUUAAUUAUUAUUCUUAUAUUUUAUAUCACUCCAUUUUGUCCAUAGUAUCUGCUACAUUACAAGUGUUAUUGCAAUCCUGCUAAUGUUUUCAUCUGCUUACAGUGGUCUCCCAGACAAAUUAUAUUUUUUUCCCUUUCUUUAUUAAAGUUUUGGUCUUCUUGGUUCCUGGUUUCCGGUCAGUUUUGCCAUUUCGGCAUAGCCCAACAUCUUAGCUUGCCAUUCUUCUCUGGUAGGGACUUUGUCUUUUUUCCAUCUCUGGGCUAGUAGCAUCCAUGCGGCUGUCAGUGCUCACCAUCUCUAAACUCCUCUAGAUCUUCCACUACCAGUCAAAUGCCUAUCCAGCUAAGAAGGGCACCUUCCGUGACCGGGUAUCCUGGGUUGGAAACGUGGCCAAGCGGGAUGCUUCCAUUAGGAUCAACAACCCAACGAUGGAUGACAAUGGGACGUUCACCUGUGCUGUGAAAAAUCCCCCGGAUGUGCAGCAUAACAUCCCCCAGACUAUGCUGACUGUCACUCAGAGAGGUAAAGCAAUGUUUCUAGUCCCUGUGGCCAUGGUGGUUCUGCCUCCCAAGCCUUUCCUGUCAAGAGCAUUAAAACCCUGUUGCUGUUUCCUGAAAAUCCCAGCCUCUUAGUGCCAUCUCCCCCCUGCCAUCCUCCACCAGUUGCAUUUUCUAGCAUGCACUAUUUCAGGUGAAUGGUAAGACAGGCCCUCAUUCUACCCUGGGGGCUGCUGGGGUUGAGCGUCAGAUCUGCUCACUUCCUGCCUUAGUCCCCAGAGGCUGGCAAGUACAGUGUGCAAAGAGAAGGGGUGGGGCUCACUCACUGUAUCUGUGUGAGCCUGCAAGUAGGACCUGUUUUUUGCCAUGGUGAGAGGCAAGUUCUUUGGGGUGUCUCUUCCCUUUCCCCCUUUUGGAGAUUGCAAAGCCUGCUAGGCCUACAGAACCAAAAGUUUAUUUUGAGUCAUUCUUAUUUUAAUGUAGAACCAUGGCUAAGGACAUAGACAGCCACCUCAGUUUUAUUUGGACUGGUGUCAAGUGCCCAUUGCUGAAGAAGAAUGGCCUGAUGUGACCAAGAAACAAAUAACUUAAGACAAAAGCAACAUACCUAAAACAAAGAUCUUUAAUGAUGUAUAGAAGUUCAGAGUCUGUGUUUCUCUGAUUCUUUCUCAGUUCUACGAUUGGUACUUGCAAUUAGUUCAUGCUAAUUAUAGUGGACCCUUGGGUUAUGUUACCUUCAGGUAACAUAACUUUUGGGUUGCGAACGUGGCAAACCUGGAAGUUUCGCCCUGCGCGCAUGUGCAGAAGUGCUCUGUGCAUCUUGCAUGUGCGCAGAAGCAGCGCCUCUGCUUAUGAAAUUUUCGGGAUGCGCACAGACCCCUGGAACGAAUUAAAUUCAUAUCCAGAGGGUCCCCUGUAUAAAACAUUCAUAAGUUUAUUCAGUUUAUAUUGUAUUCCUGCUUUAAUUUUCAUCAUAAGCAAUUUGCUUUAUUUUCUGUAAGUUACUUUCUUUUCCUUAAAUUCCAUAAUACUGUUAAGCUUUAAUAAGCUGAUGGAUUUGUUCCAGUCACAAAACUGAGUCUGCUGCGGAAAUCCCUAGUUAAGCUUUCAUGUUUCACCAUGUUUCUGCUGAAAAAUUCAAACCCUGAUGGGAAGACUCAGUUAGCAUUUGUGCAUUGGCCAGGGAUUAGCAUGGUAUGUGCUUACCUCCCGUCUUCUGUUCUGGGGACUGGCUGUGACGCCUCCUUAAUUCAGCAUUUUGCCUUCUUUGCUCACAUGGGUUGGAAACUCAGUUGUGGUUUGAUCUUGGGUGUUCCCCUUGGAGCCUCUGUUCCCCAGAGACCCAGUCUGCCCUUCUGGUGUGCCUCUGGCCUGAUUCCUGCCUCUUUCUCCAGGGGCCUCCUUCCAGCUGACAUCAGCUGGGCUUCUCUCCAUCCUGGUCUUCCUCCCCUCAGCCAUUGUGGUGGCCUUGCUCCUGGUUCGAAUGGGCAAGAAGCUCGGGGUGCUGAAAAGCAAGAAGAAGUGCAACUACAAGAAGUCCUCCAUCGAAGUCUCUGAAGAGUGAGCACUUUGUGUUAUGUGCUUAACCAGGGAGAAGCAGAGAGAAGUAGCGUUUGGGAUGGGGAGGGCUGCCCUGAGGGUUCUUGUUGGGCUCCCUGGGCUUGUACUCAAGGUCACUUAAUGGAGAUUAAUGACACCACCCCAUACAACCCUCACCAUGCCCAUGAUCUCAGACCAAGGGGAAUAUAAUGAGCAGAAUAUGUGGUUAUUGUGGAGCAGCUGAUUCAGACUGUGAACCCUCCAUAGGGCAUCAGCAGGUGUUUUGAUGAUUGACACUCCACUGCACCUGGUGCCUCAAAGGCAUGUUCUGCCUACUGUCAGCUCCUGCAUAAAUCUUGGGAACUUGGUGGUCUGCGGCUGUUGGUCCACCUCAGGAGCAGGUAGUGGUGGACUCGCCUUCAUUGGAGGUUGGGUGGCCUCCUGUCAGGGAUUAUUUAACUGUGAUUCCUGCAUUGUGGAAGGUUGAACUAGAUGGCUUUGGGGGUCCCUUCCAACUCCACAAUUCUAUGAACAGCAACCCCAUGGAAGCUUUGUGGCAGAUGCAGGGGGCAGGGUAGGGCGAGUCUGGUCAAGCCUCACCAGUGAGGAGCUGCUUGUCAGGAUAACUGGGUUUCUUUUGGAGGGGAUGGGCAGAGGUAGAGCAAGCUGACUGGCACAAGUGUGCAACUGGCUGCCCUGGGGUUUUGAGGGGGGCAGGUGCCAGACAGGCAAAGGAGACACAUGCUGGACUCACCUCUGUGCUCUUCUUGUAGACCUGAGCGACCUAAGUGCAAGGAGAGGCUGGCCGCCUGGUGUCUGCGAUGUCUGGUAAGCAAAAGUGCCAUUCUUACACACCCAGUUUGAUGCUGGCAAGAUAGCAGGGAGGGCAAAGCAUCUUGGGCCUGCCAUCAAAUUCCCACUCAUGCCUGACCCAAUCCAGAGGCCAAGACUGAAGUCUCCUACCUUUGCCGCUGUAGGUGUCAGAAGGGUGGAGGUGUUUGUGAACAGGGCUGGCCUGGGGGAGUGGGUUGGGGGGCAUAGGAACAAACCCACUCGUAGAUACCACCCAUUGUUUCCAUUUGCCCUUCAGUCAUGAGAGGCAGGGUGGAGGCAUGCUAGUCAUCUGGCCCUGGAGAACCUCCCUCUUUCCCUCCUGCCAUUGCUAGCAGGUGCACCAUUUCGGGCAGGGGCUGCAAGGGGGAUAGGACAGCUAAGUGAGCACAAUUUCCUGUUACAGCUGGCGUCUAGGGUGGGAGUAUACUACAGCUUCAUAUGAAGUACCCCCCCCCUUUUGUAGGGCUGGUCCUGCCAUUGGGCUUGAGUGAAGCAGCUGGCUGAGGCAAAUGAUUUAGGGCAGGGCUUCCCAAACUUGGUUCUCCAGCAGUUUUUGGACCACAUUUCCUAUCAUCCCUGACCAUUGGGAUGAUGGGAGUUGUAGUCCAAAAACAGCUGAAGACCCAGGUUUGGGAAACCCUGGUUUAGGGUCUUGUGAAAGGGCAACAAAUGGCCAGCGAUUUAAUCCAUUAUUGUAUUUUUAGUCCCAGAGAGAGGCACUUUCAGGUUUUUCUCAUUCAGGUGCCAAAAUGACUUGCUCUAUGUACCUUGACUUGGGGGAGGAGACAUUUACUGUUCCACCACAGGUAGAAAAAUAUCUUUUUGGGCCAGCCCUGUUUGCCAAUGAAGCAAAGACCAAACAUGGGAUGGGUGGGAGAGUUGGCCGUCCCUUUUGUUUCUGAAUAUGAAUGUUUGUGUGGUUGGCACUUGGAGGUUUUACUAUGUGAUAAUGUUGUGAAGUCCACAAUUGCACAUGCAGGCUGCAGGCUCUUGGGCCUGAGCUGCUGAGGAUUUUAGCGUCUCUGUGCUGGUGUUCAGCCAGAGUAUGCAAGGAGGUUGUCAGCAAGAGUACAAAAUAAGUCUGAGUUGAAGGAUCCCGUUGGUUACACAAGGAAGUGGCAUUGCAAGUGUGUGCCCUGGUCUAAGAGUCUGGCACAGUUGUCCAUCAAUUUAGCAUUGUGUCUCAGUCCAUUUCCUACAGUGGUCUCAUCCUCAUAUGGAGGUUUCUGAAGAAGACCAGGGUGUACACUCUGGCAUGCUGGGCCUGUGUGUGUGUGUGAGAGAGAGAAGAGAGGGGUGGAAUCUAACUGAGCUUCCUUGCAGACAUUUCCAGAUCUGGGUUCACUGAGUUGUUUAGCACAAAAUCCUCCAACUCAUUUUCCCAACAGUAAAUUUCUGCCAGGUGAAGCAUUUGGGGGGUCAUCUUGUUGGCUCUGUUGCUUGACCUUUUCUUCUUGCAUUCUGUUCAGGAUUCAGAUGAUGAGGAUCCUUACUGA